ACCCUAAAUAUCAGAUCACAUCGUUUUAUGCCUUGGUAAAAGGAAACCCCCCAUACAUUUGUGUUAGGGUUCUUCGUCAUCGCCGUUUCGAAGCUGCGAAUCCAAGUCUUCACAAAUGGCUCCGAAGAAGGGUGGAAAGCCGAUUGUAACCAAGAAGAAAACGGAGAAGGUCGCGAAUCCAUUGUUCGAGAAACGACCAAAGCAAUUUGGAAUCGGUGGAGCUUUGCCUCCUAAGAAGGAUCUUCACAGAUUCGUAAGAUGGCCUCAAGUCGUCCGAAUUCAGAGAAAGAGGAGAAUCCUCAAGCAGCGUUUGAAGGUCCCACCAGCAUUGAACCAGUUUACCAAAACCCUUGACAAGAAUCUCGCAACGACUUUGUUCAAGAUGCUACUCAAGUACAGGCCGGAAGACAAAGCAGCCAAAAAGGAACGCCUGUUGAAGAGAGCUCAAGCUGAAUCAGAAGGAAAGACUGUUGAAGCUAAGAAACCCAUUGUUGUGAAGUAUGGUCUUAACCAUAUUACCUACCUUAUCGAGCAGGUUUUUCUCAUUUACACUCACUGUAAUCUUCUAUUUCUUUUUCUUCUAAAGUGCUUAAUGACAUAUUAUGUUCCAUUUCAGAACAAGGCACAAUUGGUGAUCAUUGCCCAUGAUGUUGAUCCAAUUGAAUUGGUUGUCUGGCUUCCUGCACUCUGCAGAAAGAUGGAAAUCCCUUACUGCAUUGUAAAGGGGAAAUCUCGUUUAGGAACUAUUGUCCAUCAGAAAACUGCAGCAGCCUUGUGUUUGACUACAGUCAAGAACGAGGAUAAAAUGGAGUUCAGCCGAGUAUUGGAGGCCAUCAAGGCUAACUUCAAUGACAAGUAUGAGGAGUACAGGAAGAAGUGGGGUGGUGGAAUAAUGGGUUCCAAGUCACAGGCAAAAACUAAGGCAAAAGAGAGGGUUCUUGCAAAGGAGGCUGCUCAGAGGUUGAAUUAGAUUAUGCUUUUGGUAAUGUACUUUCUGGUUUUGAUUUUUGUUUUAGAAUAUCUAAAUUUAAGGUUAUUUUUUGUUUUGGAAAUUUUGAAAAGGACAAAUGUUUACUUGUUAUGGUUAUUGUAUGUGUUUGGUUUUUGGAUUUAUGAUAAUUAUUGAUUCGAAGUGA
Messenger RNA from Lactuca sativa (garden lettuce), 1136 nucleotides. The record is from RefSeq and is a predicted model, not a curated record. NCBI's taxonomy places the organism in Eukaryota, Viridiplantae, Streptophyta, Magnoliopsida, Asterales, Asteraceae.